ACAUUUUAAAUGUCAUAGGUUUGUAGAAGAAUCAACAUUUUAUAAUUUAUUUGGUUAUGAUAAGCUGACGAUACUGGAUUUCGUCUGACUAAUAUAAAUUAUGAGCAUUCAAGGUCUGUUUGUAAUCUAAAGUGCAAUUAGUAUCGUUCGGUGUAAAGAUGAAAUUACUGUGACAUAAUGAGGGGAAAACUUAACACCUCUAUAAUAUCCCCAUACGUAAUAACCGCCAGAUCGCGGGCCAGCAGCCGAGCUAUGGAGCGUUAUGAAAAACUGGCGAAGCUGGGCGAGGGUUCGUACGGGUUGGUGUACAAGUGCAGGAACAGGGAGACUGGGGAAGUGGUUGCCGUGAAGAAGUUUGUGGAGAAUGAGGACGAUCCUCUCAUACGGAAAAUAGCCCUGCGAGAGAUACGUAUGCUGAAGAAUCUGAAACAUCCAAACUUGGUAAACCUGAUCGAGGUGUUCCGAAGGAAGCGCAAGCUGCACCUCGUGUUCGAAUACUGCGACCACACCGUACUGCACGAACUGGAAAAAUAUCCAGCUGGUUGUCCAGAACUGUUGUCGAAGCAGAUUAUCUGGCAAACGCUUCAGGGAGUCGCCUACUGCCACCGACACAACUGUAUCCAUCGAGACGUGAAACCCGAGAACAUUCUGCUAACCAGCGACGGUGUCGUCAAAUUGUGUGACUUCGGAUUUGCGAGAAUGAUAAGUCCCGGCGAGAGCUACACGGACUACGUGGCGACCAGGUGGUACAGGGCUCCGGAACUGCUGGUCGGAGACACGCUCUACAGCACCCCCGUCGACGUCUGGGCUAUCGGCUGUGUGUUCGCCGAGUUACUGUCGAGCGAGGCUCUGUGGCCUGGCAAGAGCGACCUCGACCAGCUCUACCUGAUCCGUAAGACCCUGGGCGACCUGCUGCCGCGACACAUGACGAUAUUCUCGCAGAAUACCUUCUUUCAGGGCAUGGAGCUGCCGGAGCCGACGAGUCUGGAGCCCCUUGAGAAAAAAAUACCGCCGCGCUACGCCAAUAACGAUUUGGUCUUAGACUUUUUAAAGAAGUGCCUGGACAAGGAUCCCUUGGCUCGCGCCACGUGUGAGCAGUUACUUCGUCACGCUAUAUUCGAGAAUUUUCUAUACGCCGUCCCGCGAACCGAUCACGACGACUUCGAGAAGGCUAGGCGAGCACAGACACAAUCGUCCCCGAUGCUGCCACAGCUGAUAAUCUCUGAGCGGUCGCAGCCAAGGAAGAAGUCUGAUCUGGACGGCCGAGCACACCUACCCACCAUCUGACUAGCGCCCACGAGACAGCGGAUAUAAAUAAAAUUUAUUUGUUGUCUCCACUAUUUAUUCAUUAACAACAAUUAAAAAGGAAUCGUUUAAUUUAUUACAAAAUUAAAAUUACAU
This is a messenger RNA of Danaus plexippus (monarch butterfly), 1401 nucleotides long. Its product is annotated as cyclin-dependent kinase-like 4. The record is from RefSeq and is a predicted model, not a curated record. Gene Ontology annotation, cellular component: nucleus. Bases 178 to 1287 code for a protein of 369 amino acids. Lineage: Eukaryota; Metazoa; Arthropoda; Insecta; Lepidoptera; Nymphalidae. Gene Ontology annotation, molecular function: ATP binding; cyclin-dependent protein serine/threonine kinase activity. The transcript is spliced from 9 exons. Gene Ontology annotation, biological process: protein phosphorylation.